AAUGCUCAAGCAAUAGUAUACAAUUGUUUUUCUCUCUCACUCUCUUUCUUUUUUCUGUGUUAAUCUUUAGGUAUAUUCGGGAUCUUCUUCUCAAUCCUCCGGCUUAUGAGAUUGCAUUGACGAUUCAAGCUACAUGCAAACUCAUGAGCAAAGUGAAGUGCUCAAUUCCGGAGUUUACUUGUGUUUCAUCUGCAAAGCUGGUGAAGCUACUUGAGCAGAGGGAGGCCAAUCAUGUGGAGUUCUGCAGAAUUAAAAGUGUUCUUGAUGAAAUAUUGCACAUGUAUAAGCAACCGGAGCUCAAUGAAAUUUUGAGAUCAUUGAUGGACCCUACAUGGGUGGCAACUGGCUUGAAAAUUGAUUUUGAGAAAUUAGUUGAGGAAUGUGAAUGGGCUUCAGGUAGGAUAGGCGAAAUGAUCAUUGUAGAUGAUGAUAGUGAUCAAAAACUAAGCUCCUAUGAUAAUAUUCCAAAUGAAUUUUUUGAGGAUAUGGAGUCCUCGUGGAAAGGCCGUGUGAAGAGGAUUCAUAUAGAGGAAGAAUUUCUAGCUGUAGAACAGGCAGCUGGAGCCUUAUCUUUAGCAGUGCAUGAGGAUUUUCUCCCUAUUAUUUCAAGAAUAAGGGCCAUGACAGCACCACUUGGUGGCCCAAAGGGAGAAAUAUUAUAUGCCCGAGAGCAUGAGGCUGUUUGGUUCAAGGGAAAACGGUUUGCCCCAUCAGUAUGGGCAGGUACUCCUGGGGAAGAACAAAUUAAGCAACUUAGACCAGCUUUGGAUUCAAAAGGUAGAAAGGUCGGAGAGGAAUGGUUUAGCACUGUGAAAGUGGAGGAUGCUUUAAUGAGGUACCAUGAGGCAAGUGAAAAGGUAAAAGCAAGAGCAUUGGAGCUGUUGAGAGGACUUUCGACUGAGUUGCAAACUAAGAUCAAUAUUCUUGUUUUUGCUUCCAUGCUGCUUGUCAUUGCAAAAGCGUUAUUUUCUCAUGUGAGUGAGGGAAGAAGAAGGAAAUGGGUUUUUCCUACCCUUGCAGGGUUCAGUUUGUCUGAGGAUGCAAAAUUAUUAGAAGAAACCAGGAUGAAGAUAAUUGGCUUAUCACCUUACUGGUUUGAUGAAGCAGAAGGCAGUGCUGUGCAUAACACAGUCGAUAUGCAAUCAUUAUUUCUUUUAACAGGACCUAAUGGGGGUGGUAAAUCAAGUUUUCUUCGAUCAAUUUGUGCUGUUUCAUUACUUGGAAUAUGUGGAUUUAUGGUUCCUGCCAAGUCAGCCUUGAUUCCCCCCUUUGAUUCUAUCAUGCUUCACAUGAAAUCAUAUGAUAGUCCCGCUGAUGGAAAAAGCUCGUUUCAGGUAGAGAUGUCCGAGAUUCGAUCUAUUAUCACUCAAGUGUCUUCAAGAAGCCUUGUACUUGUGGAUGAAAUUUGCAGAGGGACAGAAACAGCAAAGGGGACAUGUAUUGCUGGUAGCAUUGUUGAGACUCUUGAUAAAAUUGGUUGUCUGGGUAUUGUAUCCACACACCUGCAUGGAAUUUUUGAUUUGCCUCUUACUGUCCAGAAUGUGGCACAUAAAGCCAUGGGAACGGAGUAUGUUGAUGGACAUACCAAGCCAACUUGGAAAUUGAUAGAUGGGAUUUGCAAAGAAAGCCUCGCAUUUGAAACAGCUAAAAAGGAAGGCAUUUCUGAGGUGAUAAUCCAAAGAGCUGAAGACCUUUACAUGUCAGUUUAUGGGAAAGAAGCAUUUUCUGGAAGAAUCCGUACAGUGGAAAGUACAAGUGUUUGUGGCAGUGAUAAGACCCUUCUCUUAAGUAGAACCAGAGCUGGAUCUGUCUGCCAGGAGACUGAAUCAAACACAGCCAAAACCUUACAGGAGAUAGAGAAUGCAAUAACCAUGAUAUGUCAAAAGAAGAUGGUUGAGCUUUACAAACUUGAAAAAAUGUCAGAACCUGCUGCUGUACACUGUUUUGCAAUUGCUGCCAGGGAACAACCACCUCCAUCGACAAUAGGUGCUUCUUGUGUAUAUGUAAUGUUGAGACCUGACAAGCGGCUAUAUGUUGGACAGAGUGAUGACCUUGAGGGCCGAGUUCGUGCACAUCGAUCAAAGGAAGGGAUGCAGAGUGCCGCUUUCCUUUAUUUUGUGGUUCCCGGCAAGAGCAUGGCCUGCCAACUGGAAACUCUCCUCAUCAACCAACUCCCUUAUCAAGGCUACCUGCUAGCCAACUUAGCUGAUGGUAAGCAUAGGAACUUUGGCACAUCCAACCUAUCAGUGGAUGUUAUGAGUGUUCAUUAAUUCCCCUGUAACAGUUAACCCUAUUUACCUAGAGGUUGAAGAAACCAAAACGGGCUACCAUCCUCAUAAUUUUUAACAUGUAUAUAAUUCUUAGGUGAGUAGUAGUUAGUUAGUAAAUUUAAAUAUCAAGUGAAGCAGCAAUUUUGUUUUCGAUGUCGUUGCUCCGAUACAGUGUUUCAGCAGAAGGCAAAACUUGUUGUCCAUGUAAAUUAAGUUGUAUUUGUUUUAUAAUCAUUGGCAUAAUCAAGCUCUAUCUGUAAAUCCCACCUGCGUGUUUAUACAGCAAA
Carica papaya (papaya) is the source of this 2557-nucleotide messenger RNA. The record is from RefSeq and is a predicted model, not a curated record. Lineage: Eukaryota; Viridiplantae; Streptophyta; Magnoliopsida; Brassicales; Caricaceae.